Messenger RNA from Trichechus manatus latirostris (Florida manatee), 2408 nucleotides. It is a transcript of the gene FMO5, whose product is annotated as flavin containing dimethylaniline monoxygenase 5. Lineage: Eukaryota; Metazoa; Chordata; Mammalia; Sirenia; Trichechidae. The record is from RefSeq and is a predicted model, not a curated record. Gene Ontology annotation, molecular function: NADP binding; flavin adenine dinucleotide binding; N,N-dimethylaniline monooxygenase activity.
CUGCAGAGGGCGUAGUUGAGAAUGCUGGCAGCUGCCGCUGAAAAGUAGAGAUGUUGUAGGGUUAAUUUUUUCUGUCCAACACAGGUUACGCCCACGUUUUAUUCCCAGGACAAGUGGCAUUGACCCAGCCCAGUGAAUAUCUCCAGAGACCAUGCCCAAGAAAAGAAUUGCUGUGAUUGGGGGAGGGAUGAGUGGGCUGACUUCUAUCAAGUGCUGCCUGGAAGAAGGUUUGGAGCCUGUCUGCUUUGAAAGGACAGAUGACAUCGGAGGGCUCUGGAGGUUCCAGGAGAAUCCUGAAGAAGGGCGGGCCAGUAUUUACAAAUCAGUGAUCGUCAAUACUUCCAAGGAGAUGAUGUGCUUCAGUGACUAUCCCAUCCCAGAUCAUUAUCCCAACUUCAUGCACAACUCCCAGGUCCUGGAAUACUUCAGGAUGUAUGCCAAAGAAUUUGACCUUCUAAAGUAUAUUCAAUUCAAGACCACUGUAUACAGUGUGAGGAAGAGGCCUGAUUUCUCUGCUUCAGGCCAGUGGGAUGUGGUGACUGAGUCUGAUGGGAAAAAGGAGGUAAAUGUCUUUGAUGGAGUCAUGGUUUGCACCGGCCAUCACACGAAUGCUCACCUACCCUUGGAAAGCUUCCCUGGGAUUGAGAAGUUCAAAGGACAGUACUUCCACAGUCGAGAGUAUAAAAACCCAGAGGCCUUCGCUGGAAGAGUCAUUAUAAUUGGCAUUGGAAACUCUGGAGGCGAUCUGGCUGUGGAGAUCAGUCACACAGCCAAACAGGUUUUCCUCAGCACCAGGAGAGGGGCUUGGAUCCUGAAUCGUGUAGGGGAUCAUGGAUACCCUUUUGAUGUAUUGUUCUCUUCUAGACUUAAUUAUUUUAAGAAGAAGAUUGUUAGUCAAUCAUUGUUAAAUACACUUUUGGAAAACAAGAUGAACCAAAGGUUUGACCAUGAAAUGUUUGGCCUAAAGCCUAAACACAGAGCUCUGAGUCAACAUCCAACAAUAAAUGAUGACCUGCCAAAUCAUAUAAUUUCUGGCUUGGUGAAAGUGAAAGGAGAUGUGAAGGAAUUCACAGAGACAGCUGCCAUAUUUGAAGAUGGCUCCAGAGAGGAUGACGUUGAUGCUGUUAUUUUUGCCACAGGCUACAGCUUUUCCUUUCCUUUUCUUGAUGACUCUGUCAAAGUGGUCAAAAACAAGAUAUCCCUGUAUAAAAAAGUCUUCCCUCCUAACCUGGAAAAGCCAACUCUUGCAAUUAUAGGCCUGAUCCAGCCCUUGGGAGACAUUAUGCCCAUUUCAGAGCUCCAAGGACGCUGGGCCACACAAGUAUUUAAAGGGCUAAAGACAUUGCCUUCACAAAGUGAAAUAAUGGCAGAAAUAUCUAAGGCUCAAGAGGAAAUAGAAAAAAGAGAAGAUAAUUCUAAACCUUUGGAGUUUCUGGAGUAAUUGAGAUCUCUUUAUUGCGCAAAUGAAUGGAAGCUGGCCAGGCCACAAAGACUACCAGGUAGCCCCAGGAAGGAAAAGGAGCAUGAUUCAAUUAUGUUAAAUUUCGCCAACUGGUUAAUCUUCUACUUCGUAGUCCUCGCUUUUCUUCUUAAAAGCUUGUAACUAAUCUACACUGAGCCCUCAUAUUUUUCAAAAGGAGAGGUCUCCCUGUAUGCAUAUAGAUUAACUGCUUGAAUACACCCUAAAUGCUGUUAUUUCUUUGUGCUUUGAUUAUUUUGACGUGUAUUAAUUUAGAGUUGUUAUUAACUAAGCGUAUGGGCAUUCUGCUUAUUUUUCUUACAUCAUCCAGUGUAAUUCUGAAACAGAGAGCAAACGAAAUGGAAAGCAAGGACUUGGGUUUGUGUCCCAGCAUUGCUGCCAAUUCUGUUUUCUCAUUUUUAGAAGUUUUGUAGUUCUUGUCUCACCAAGAAGUUACCUAAGUGUCAGCUGUCAGACACACUGAAUUCCAUGAAGAAAGGUACUAAAAGCACCAGCCGGGUGUAUAUUCAUCAAGAUCUAUUGUGCAAUAUGUUAAUAAAUUUUGGGAUUGCUGCCUAGUACUUAACAGCAGGAUAAAUUUGAACAACUGAAAGAAAAACAUAAGAAAUUAUAAUGUUUCCUAAUAUAAAUAUACAUAAGAGAACCAGAAAUACGAGAACUACAACUUUCUCUUAAUCAUGUAUCUAUUGGACACUUGGCUGCCAUUUGGCCUAAUUUACCUGUGGAGAUGCCUUUUGAGAAAUACAGAAUUGUUAUUACAUUUUAGGUCCUCUUCCUCCUGUAAUCCUUGUAUGAUACUGAAGAUUUAUUAUCUACUAAAAUAGAUCUAAAAAUACCAAAAACCAAAGCCACUGCAGUCGAGUCGAUUCCGACUCAUAGUGACCCCUUAGGGUUUCCAACGCUAUAAAUCUCUAUGGAAGCAGACUGC